UCUCUCUCACCCUCAGCCCACCGUUGGACAAAUAAUGGGAGGAUAAUUCAUUCAACCAAACCUCAACAACCUCUCUCUUCUACCAAUAAUCCCUCCCAAUUCCUUCAUCUAUUUAUCGCCACUCUUUCGGUUCCCUUUCUUUCCAUCUCUUCUUCUUCUUUUCUACCUAAUCGUCCCUCUUAUUGUCCCUCUAUUCUCUUAUCCCGCCCCAUCCGCGCGGCGUUAUCGUCGCUGCCUGCCGGUGAUGCGUGGCCUCCUGGCAACCGCGCUCUUGGCGCCAGCGUUGGCAUCUGCCCUCGUUGUUCCCAAUACCUGGGAUGGUGUUCAUGUUGCCUCUGCAACUCAUACCGAAAUCUCCCAUGUCGUUCACCUAUCUAUCCCAAUCGUAACUACCACACCGGACGACCCAGUAUCAAACUCUGUACUGGGUUUUAGAAUUGACCUCUCUCGGUCGGGUCCUGAGUGUGGAUCGGGAGAUCUCGUCGUCAAUGGAAUCCCCGUGUCUUACGGCACGAUCGGUGCACUUGAAUUCGCAGAAUACCUUGGGUUAAAUAACAUACUGAUGCAAUGGUCUCUCACCUGUGGCCCGUUGACGCGCACCCUUGAAUUCGCAGUGAAGAAUGUCAACGGCGAGCCUGUCAACGAUCUCGGCCUGACGGUUCUUUAUUCUCAUGACGAUACAUCGCUCGAGAUCCUAGACAUCAAAAAGUAUAGCAAAAACCCGAAGCCCAUCUACCUGGCUGUUUCCUCGUCUCAGGCGUCCCAUACAUUCAAGGGCCAGAAGCCCGAGGAAGACUCAGAGACUGGAGCUGCUCACCCUGUACCUCAUGGGGAACAGGCUCCAAUCAGUGAGAAGCCCGUCGCUGAUGAUGUGGAUGCGGUCCAAGGCAUCGCACUCUGCGACUCGGUGAAGUGCGUCUUUAUGAUCGCCGUCCACAACACCAAGGAAACCGCGAAGCACCUCACGUCCAAGGUGAAGUCCAUCUUUUGUGACAAAAAGCCCGGCAAGCUCCAUCCAGGAAAGUACAACCAACCCGACCGCCAUGGAGGCAAGCACCACGAGGAGCACAGUGAUGAUGAUAGGCACCCUAUGAGACCUGGGCACGAAGAGAGACCCUCUGACGACCGCCACGGAGGAAAGCACCACGAUGAUGACAGGCACCGUAUGAGACCUGGACACGAGGAGGGACCCCCUGACGACCGCCAUCAUCAUGACGAAGACAGACCACAUCACCGUCCUCAUCACCGACCUCACCACGGCCACCACGGUCACAGAGGCAAGUGGCACCACGCCCGUAAGGCAGUCCACCCUACUCUCAUCGUCUUCACCGUCCUCUUCUUCGCCAUCCUAAUGUUCCACAUCCGCCGCCGCAUCCACCGCGCCAGACGCGCAGCUGCCCGCGAGGCUUCCGGCUGUGGCCGCGACGAGUCCCCAAGGAGACGCCGUCGCUGCGGUGGCUGGCGUCGUCGCAGAUGCAGAGGGAAGCGCGAGUACAGCGAGAAGGACGAGAUGCUACCCAGCACUGAGCCACAUCCUGCGUACUCUUCGCCUAGCCACAUUGCCACAGAGAUCGCGGAUCUGAGGCAUGCAGCAGAGGCUGUUGAAGAUAUAGUCUCGCAGUCCUCUGAGGGAUCUAGGUACGCCAGACGCGGAAGCGCGGAUACGAUGGAGACUCUUCCGGAGUAUACCGCAGAGGAGACGGACUCGAAGAUGGGUUCGGAGACUCUGCCGGGGUACGCGGAUAGUGAGGAGUCUGUUAGUGUUGCCGAUGGGUAUCAGCCUGGGACGGGAGAGGUGUGGAGGGCGAGAGUCGAUGGAGUCAAUGUUAAAGCUUGAGAACUAUAGUGGAGGAAAAGCAUAAUUCGACCGUGGGGUUCAUUUUGGUUGUGGCUGGGCUGGGACCAUUCUUCUUUUCAUUUUAUCUAGGGUUGUGUUUUAUCGGAAUGGGGUGCGGUUGUGAUUUGCAACACGCGUAAUAUCACUGUCAUGUAGGAUUCUGGAAAUAACAAACACUGAUCUCAAUACUAAGAUGCAUGAUGAAUUUCCUGCCGUGUCUAGUGGGGUUGUUUAUUUGAGGGGCUACUUUGGGUUGUGCUGAAAGGACACGGUGAUAUAUUAAUUGCCCCAACGUCACAUCGUCGAAAUGCAAUGGAGAUGCACUGCAACGUCGGAGGGGAAAAUAGUCAUUCCUAAUUCAACGGCAUUGUUUUUGAAUAAUCGGGAUAUAAUCAGGAAAUAAAAGUAUCUCACAG
Molecule: messenger RNA, 2253 nt
Organism: Pseudogymnoascus verrucosus
Lineage: Eukaryota; Fungi; Ascomycota; Leotiomycetes; Thelebolales; Thelebolaceae
Exons: 3
Coding region: 245-1837 (530 amino acids)
Source: RefSeq, a predicted model, not a curated record